This is a messenger RNA of Biomphalaria glabrata, 4087 nucleotides long. RefSeq names its product solute carrier family 15 member 4-like. Lineage: Eukaryota; Metazoa; Mollusca; Gastropoda; Planorbidae. Gene Ontology annotation, cellular component: membrane. The coding region runs from base 309 to 2030 and encodes 573 amino acids. The record is from RefSeq and is a predicted model, not a curated record. The transcript is spliced from 12 exons. Gene Ontology annotation, molecular function: transmembrane transporter activity. Gene Ontology annotation, biological process: transmembrane transport.
UCCCCUGAUCAAUCGCGGCGCAACUGUCCCAUGACUGAUUAUUCCAUGUUCGGAUAAGGGAGCGUUACUUUGCUAUUAUUAGAUGCCUACUUAUUGUGUCAUAGUGUGAUAUAGCAAACAGAGCUAAUCAACGAUGUAACACUUUCAAGGCCUACUUAUCCAUUUACUGUGAACUUUAACUAGAUCUAUAGCCUAGCGUGACAUUCUUGGCUAAUCAGUUUUCAUUGGGAGAUAAUUAUUGAAAGAGCUACCCAAUUAGAUGUGAGUUUAUUUUCAAACCUUUUGAAGACUUAAACUCACACAAGAACAUGGAACCCCCGGAGGCGGUGUCCGAGACUGAGCCUCUGGUGAAAAAAACCUUGACCCGCUCUCUGACUAUCAUCGAUGACGAGGAGUACUACAAAGAGAAAGAGUUCAAUGACCAGAAGAUCACCGUGAAGUAUGCCCCGAAGGUUCCAGUCUUUAGUUUAAAGAAAGUGAUGAUUGUUUUAGCCAUUCUGUUUAUGGAACUGUGCGAAAGAAUGGCCUUCUAUGGAGUCAGUGCCAACCUGAUACUUUUCUGCACAAGUGUUUUAAAAAUAAGCAGCAUAGAAGCCACAAAUAUUAGCCUUGUGUUCACAGGAACUGUUUACCUAAUACCUAUAGCUGGGGGCCUGAUAGCUGACAUUUGGUCUAACAGAUUUAAUGUCAUCUUUGGAUCUGGAGCUAUAUAUAUCUGUGGUUUGUUUUUGUUACUGUGUUCAGCUGUAGACUAUAAUACAUUUUUUGAUGGGACCCAUUACAACCCUUCUGUUGAAACACGAAGAUUAUAUUUCUAUUUCGGCUUGGUUCUGGUUGCUGUAGGCACAGGGGGAAUAAAAGCAAAUGUAGGCCUGUUUGGUGCGGAUCAAGUUCAGGAUUUAGGGAUGCAGGCUGUUCAAGUCUUUUUUAACUGGUUCUAUUGGUUUAUCAACACAGGAGCCUUAUUGGCCUUCUCCGUUAUAGCCUACAUCCAGCAGAAUGUCAGCUUUACCUGGGGAUACUUCCUGGCCUUUCUGGCCAUGGUUGUCGCUCUGGUGGUGCUAAAUCUGGCGCGAUCUUAUUAUAUCUACAAACCAAGUCAAGGAAGCGUUCUGAUCACGUCUUUCAAAAUAUGUCACCAAGCUUGCUGGAGAAGGUCGCCAGAGGUCAAAGGUAAAAGACAGUUUUUUGACUCAGCCAGAAGACAGUGCGGUGGUGACUACGACAACGUCACAGUGGACGGUGUUAUAGCUGUCUUACGUGUCUUGCCAAUCUUCUUCUUUGUCAUCAUCUUUUGGACUAUUUAUGCACAGAUGGAGACAACAUACUUUCUACAAGGGGAGAGAAUGGAUUUAACAGCCGGGUCUCUCCAGGUCCCAGUGGCAAUGCUGAAUGUCUUCAACGGAACUAUUGUUCUAGUACUAAUUCCAGUUCUAGAUAGAUUUGUCUACCCUUGUUUUCAACGUUUCAAAAGGCCACUGAGUAACAUGCACAGGAUUGGCAUAGGUUUGCUAUUCUCUGCUUGCUCUGUGUUCGUGGCUGGCUGGGUUGAGCUAGAACGAAAGAAACACAUGGGCUUUGAGCAAGUUGUGGGAGAAGAGACAUUCUUUUCGUCCAACACCACAGUGUUUCUGCAGAUACCACAAUACGUUCUUGUUGGGGCUGGAGAAGCCUUCACUGCCACAGCUGGUUAUGAAUUUGCGUACACCCAGGCGCCUGAUACGAUGCAAGGACUGAUUACGGGACUUUAUCUGGCCUCUAUAGGUCUGGGUAGCUACUUCAGCACUGCCAUCAUCGCUAUCCUGGAGCUAGCAACUCAAGGCGAUCCCUGGUUUCCAGAUGAAAUAAACGAUGGCAAGGCAGAGAACUUGUACUUUCUUUUCGGAGGAUUAACACUGGUGUUUUUCUUGGGUUACCUCCCCGUAGCGUAUAACUAUAAAUUUAAAGAGUUUGCAAGAGAACCCGAAGAGAACACGGCUCCAAGUCCAAAUGAACUGUCAAACAAAGUGGAUGGAGCCACACUUUUGUGAUAACAUGAUACUAUAGGUUUUAUUAUUGCUUAACAGUCUUACAAGCCUAUAGAAUUUAACUUAGAAGGAAAAAUGAUAUCGAAUAAAUUGUAAUCUAACUUUCAAAGACUUGCAAAGACUUAAUGGGUCUAAAGUAGCCUACUCUAAACCAUAACAAUUUGUUAUUAUUGUUUUAAUCUAAAUGUUUAACUUAUUCUUCCGGGACCAUCAAUAAGACAGUUAAGAGUGCUUAUUAGACUACUGGCAGACAUCUAUUUCUCUACAAAAGGUGUAUGGAAAGCUCAAAUACACCUGGAGAGUUUUAGGAUUUGUUUCCCCCCCCCCCCUCUAUUUCAGUGUUUCCCAAACUUUUGACCUAUGUGUACCCCUUUUAAAAUAUUUCAGUAAUGCUGAGUACCCCUCGCCCCACACCACACUUUAAUUUAUUUAAAGAACAUAAUAACUGGGUAUGUACAAAAAAAUCAGCAUAGUGAAUGAGGUGACUUGGCAGAGUUUAAGUCAUUGGUUAAUAUGCAUGACUAAAUGCAUGACGCGUAGGACGUAAUCAUCUUCUGAAGUAACGUCUGUAUUAUAUAAGGGCAACCCGAACCCCUCCUAAGUCUUCCCGUACCCCUGGGGGUACGCGUAACCCACUUGGGGAAACACUGAUCUAGUAGAUUCGUGAGACCAAUACAUGUUACAUAGUCGUACUUCAGAUAUAAAGGCGCAUUUAUUAUUCCAUAUUCUAGGAUAAUUCCAUAAGUGCGCAUUCUUCCCUAGUGCCUUUUGAGCAUAGAACGGGUUGCCUGAAUCAUCCAGAGACGUUAAAGUCUCUAAUUAAUAAAUUGGGUUUGAAAUACAGGAGUAGUAUGGAGAUUACUCUAAGAGCUGGACAUCAAUAUGAAAUGGUCAUCUCAAUGAAGGUGCUCAAUCUAAAGGGACAAGUAUUCAAUGGGCUUCUAGCAUUAACAUUAUAUGUUUAUGAAUUUAAAAUAAAUAUUCCAGUAUUGUUUUUAACAAACCAUUCUGCUGUUGUUAAAUAAAAGAGAAUGCAUAGUUUUAAAGGAUUGUUGAAUCAAGAACUGAUUGCUAGAAUCUCUGAAUUUAUUGCAACUAUUCAAAAAAUAUUCAAAUAUAAUUUUUUUCCCAGUUUUUGUUUGAGAAAUAUAUACAAAGUUUUGUGUAGCCUUCAUAAUUGUGGCGGCAAUCAUUCAGUUGUGAAUCCAUAGCUCGUAUAUAGACUUAAUAGAAGUAGUUUUUUUUUUUUUUCAAUUUUAUUGAAUUACACUCUUUUUUUUUUUCAUAAUAUGACGCCACAUUGUUUGAUUCAUUUCUUUGUUCCUCAUUUUCAAGUAUUUAUUGUACACAUUUUGUAUUGGAGAUUUUCAGGAUAAACUAAACUAAACAAUGUCACGCUAAAUGGACCUCAUUCACCAAUCGUAAACAAACAACAUUUAGCCACGUGGUUCUCUAUCUCUUCUGUACAAAUUAAGUAAUACACAUAGGCUGUCACGUGACAGUUUUUUUUCCAUUGUUUUAUCAAUAUUAUCACGUGGCUAAAUGUUGUUUGUUGACGAUUGGUGAAUGAGGUCCAUUGAAUUACAAAGUUGCCAACUAAAUAAAAGUUAGAAACAGAAGGAUUCCAAAAAAAAAAACUCAUUGUGUAGUGCUAAAAUCUGCGUAGAAAGGAACAAGUGACUUUUUAAAAACAACUAGUUCAUCAACACUUCUUUUAGUUUGCACACCGGAUACACCAAAAAGCUGAGCUCUUUAUAGUUUUUUCCCUGCCAUGUAUGAACAUCUCCAAUAACAAUAAUAGCAAUGUCGAUGUCUUAGAUGUUAGAUUAAGGAUGUAUUUUGUACAUAAAUUUAAUUUGCAUGUUUGUCAUAUUGAUUGUUUUCACCCAACGAAAUGUAUUUGAUUUGCUGGAAAUGUUUGUGGUAUUGAAUUAAUUCAUGAAAUAAUCAUCUGUUUCCAACACUUAGUUCUUUUGUUAUGUUCUCGUUGAAACGUGUUUCUUUUUUUUUUUUACUUUGUAAAAAAUCAAAUGCUGUAAAUAAACAAAUAAAUACAUGCA